AUGGUUUCCACCAUCUGUCUGGACAUUGACUGUGCUGAUGAAUAUGUGUGCAAUACCACAGCCUGUGCCUUUUCUGUUGUCGCACCUGCACUAGGCAUCCCAACAUUGCUUCCCUUCCUCAAGGCCAUUUGUCAUAGCCAGAAGUUGUGGCAGGCUCAUUGUGCGGGUGUCCAUAUCAUUCAGCAGAUUGCCAUCAUGAUGGGCUGUGCCAUCCUUCCUCACUUGUGCAGCCUUGUCAGCUGUGUUGCUCGUGGUCUCACAGACAAAUGGCAGAAAGUGCAGACAGUGACUGCACUUGCUACUGCUGCCCUAGCUGAAGUGGCUGCACCCUAUAGAAUCGAGUCUUCUGAUGAGGUUCUAUGGCCACUGUGGCUCAGUAUUCACCAGCAUCGCAGAAAGGGACUUGCUGCCUUCUUGAAGGUGAUUGGUUUCAUCAUUCCUCUCAUGGACCCAGAAUAUGCUUUGUACUACAUGAAGGAGGUCAUGGUCAUCUUGAUCCACAAAUUCCAGAUGUUGGAUGAAGAGAUGAAGAAGAUUGUCUUGAUGGUCAUUAAGCAAUGCACUGCCACCAAUGGUGUAACUGCUCAAUACAUUAAGCAGGACAUUCCUCCAGACUUCUUCAAGUUGUUCUGGAUCGCAGGGAGGAUCAUGAAUGAGUUGAAAGAUGAAGCAGAGCUGUACUGUAAAAUGGUCAUGGAGACUAUCACAAAAGUUGUUGCCACUCUCAGUGACUCUGAUAUUGACAAACAUUUGGAGGUCUGUCUGGUCGAUGGCAUUGCAUGCUCCUUCCAGGAGCAGACUAUGGAAGGCCAAGUCAUGCUGGAUGGGUUCAGCACUGUUAUUGACACUCUGGCAUUGAACAACAAAUGUGCCAAAGUUUGUCAACAGACUGCUGAUCUCACCACACAACUCACUAUCAUCAUCAUCAAGCAAUGUGAUGAGGACCAGCUUUUGAGCAAGCUUGGACUUGUCUUGUUUGAACAACUCAGAGAGGAGUACCCUGGCAUGCUCGAUAGUAUCAUUGCCACUGAGGGUGCUAUCACAAAUGUGGUCAUUCCUCGAAUGACCCCCAUUCUUCAUAGCCAUCACAAGAAGGCCCAAGAGGCAUCUAUGAACUUGAUUGGUCAUAUCAUGGAUUGUGGUGCCGAGUUCAUUCCAGCCCAAGAAUGGAUGGGUAUCUGCUUCGAGUCAUUGGAUCUCUUGAAAGCCCACAAGCAAGCUGUUUGUCAUGCUGCUGUGGACUCAUUCAGAUACAUCACAAAGAGCUUGGGUCCUCAAGAUGUGCUGCUCUUGCUUCCAGUUCCCCUGUGUGCAGUAUGGUUGCGAUUGCCAUCUGGGCAUGAGCCCUCAACAAAUACAGGACAGCUGAGUCAAACAUCUGUGCUGGACAUCUCAACACACUGA
Molecule: messenger RNA, 1404 nt
Organism: Pisolithus orientalis
Lineage: Eukaryota; Fungi; Basidiomycota; Agaricomycetes; Boletales; Pisolithaceae
Product: armadillo-type protein
Exons: 4
Coding region: 1-1404 (467 amino acids)
Biological process (GO): spliceosomal complex assembly
Cellular component (GO): U2 snRNP; U2-type prespliceosome; catalytic step 2 spliceosome
Molecular function (GO): mRNA binding
Source: RefSeq, a predicted model, not a curated record